UUCGGAUCGGAAGAGGAAAAGUUGGAAAACUCGGUCAUGCUUCUCUCUCACACUGAAGUAAAAGUGAGUGCACGUGCAACCGUUUCCCAUUAGGGUGGUACUGAAUGAGCGUUGUUUUUUCUUCUAUUCAUUCAUGUUUAUAUUGAUUGCAGCGAGGAUCAGUGAUACUAAAGUUGUAUUGAAUAGAUAAAAAAAAGUAUUUUGGAUACAGGAAGAUAAGUGAUGCAACCAAGGAUGGAAUAUAUAACGGUUGCGUAGCAGUAUCGAUAAUCGCAUUUGUAAUCCAAUUAAGUGAAAUUUUCCGGAGAAAUUGAUUUCCACUGAAAGAAGCAAAAUACGUGUUAAUAAUAUAAUACAAAAAGGAAAUACAACCACAAGUAACAAAGCGAAUCCGUUUUUUUUAUCUCCGUGAAACGAAGGCAAUAAAGUGUUUUAAUGAAUAGAGGUCAUUAAUGUCUUACGGAUACAGUGUUGCAACACAGUCAAAAGGAUUAUCCAUGGCCAACUUGAGGAUUACCAUGACCCGGAUGCAUUUCGGAUUAAAUUUCAUCAUACUGAUCAUCGUGUCCUCCAUCUACGGCAACCACACGCUGGACAGUGGGAAGGCUAACAAAGGCAGCAGUUCCAGUACAGCGUUCAAUGCUACGGCGAACCAUCCCACGGCCACCCUCUCGCUCAUCCCAGAUGAUGAGAUAGCGCACUUUGUGAACCAGUCCCGGAUAAUGUCCUGCAGUUUCCCCGACCCGGACGUGAAACUUAAAUGGCGCAACCCGAAGAACGCCAUCGUCAGCGACACCAAAGGUCGGGUUCACAUUGAGGACUUCGAUGGUUCCCUUUCGCUUGUCUUCGAGUCCAUCGUCCGAGCUGACCAGGGCAAUUGGACCUGCGAAUCGAACAAUAGUGGGGUCGUGCAGAAAAAAUCCUUCAAAAUGAUUGUCAAUGAGCCAAUCUCGUUCCGGGACACCAACAUUGUCCAAUCGGCAGCCGAAGAUAAGGAUGCCACCAUCCGGUGCGAGGUGAGAGGGCAUCCAGAGCCAUCGGUGUCGUGGUACUUCAACGGGCAGCCAUUGUUCGUGCCGAGCGGAAAGUACACAAUGCUCGCAGAUGGAUUACUCAUCAAAAAGGUAUCGAAGAACGACACCGGCGAGUACACGUGCAAAGCGUUUCAGGUUUCAUCGUCCGGGAGCAGCUUCAAGGAGAAAACUAUCCGGCUCAACAUCAAACACAAGCCCUACUUUCCUAGACAUUCGUGGGGAAAUGUCACCUAUGGCUAUGUGGGUGGAGCGGUAAACUUGACCUGCGAUGCCGUGGCGGAACCACCAGCCACCUUCACCUGGUCGUCCAAUAAUAAAAAGUUUUCACACAGAAACCACAUCACCUUCAGCGGACAGCAUGUUUCCAUGCUGCAGAUUGUAAUAAAAAAUAGCACCGUUUUCGGCAAGUACAAGUGUGAAGCCAAAAAUGAGCUCGGUACAAUAUCGCGGGAAAUUCAACUCAGAGAAGGCACCAAACCAGACCCACCCAGCAGGUUCCAACUGCGCGGCGUCAAUUCCGACACACUGGACAUUGACGUCGGCGCCACGAAGUCACAUGACGUCGAUCCGGACCACUCGACCAUUAUUGGCUAUCGCUUCGAGCUCAUUCCAACUGAAGAGUUUGCCAAGCACCGCAACUGGGAGCGAGCCCAUCGACGUGACUUUGACGUCGAGGAUGGUGUCACGUACUUGCUGGUGCAUCUGACGCCGGAUACCCGGUACCUCAUCCGGGUGGCAGCACGAAACGCCGCCGGCCUUAGCGAUUGGACCGAGGUGAAAGAAUUCAUCACCCACCCACUGCAGCCCCAUGGGAUCAAUUCCGGUGCUGCCGGACCGGAUACUAGCGCUUUCCUCUUCCUUCGACUACUGACUGCCCUGGGCUCCUUACUGCUAUCGACGGUGGUGAAAUUAAAAUUUUAACCAUAGAAAGCGGAUAGGACUCAGAAGCGGGAGGGAAGCAGCCAAUAAAAAAUAGAAUUUCAAUCAAAAGACUACCGGGGAGAAAUCGCACGUCGAAAGGAAAUUGACGUCACGUACACUCACACAUACAGACGCCCACAUGCACCACCACAUGCUCACAAAUCAGACAAGAAGCAUUUUGGUUUUACUGUUGCAUUGAAAUUCAUUGCGACGAGAAACGAUCAAAGCAGGCGCCCGGUGCGGUGUGCUCAGCAAACGAAGUAGACCACAAUUUUGCGCUUUUUAUGUUUGUUGUCAAACGGGCAGUCGAAAAAGCAGUUCACUUGGCUUACUGCGACACAGAGGACACAGAAACAUUCACAGGAACAUACCGGUUAGUCGUUAAGGUGAGGUUAGGUAACACGAAUUUUUCUUACCCUACACAGGUACACAUAGGUAAAGUUGAAUGAAACGGUCAGCAGAAGGUGGAAUAGAAAAAUAUGUUUGAAAUACCAGUGAAGAGGAAAUCAAUGUACGAAAAUAGAUUUAAUCCGGGAAAUGAGUUUGUUUUUAAGGUUGCAAUCGAUUUGUGCGAAUGAAGCGUGGCUACUUUUGUUCUCUCUCUCUCUCUCUUCCUAGGAUAUGUGUUUUCGGUCGAAAUGUGCUUUGAAGGAGAAGUUUUGAUAAAUGUAAGCGCUUGUUCGUGUAGGUAAAGAUUGUUGCAGUGAAUCUUUGACGAAUCUAUUUGUGUUAAAGCAUGUGCAUGAUUAGGUUUUGAGGGUGCAGUUGUGGUUCAGUGUUCAAAUGUAAGCCCCAUGAGGGAAGAUUUGCGACAUAAAUAGCAAGAGAUUGCUUUGUAUUGAAGCUCUAAUUAUAAAAUAUUUUGAGCAACAAUUUGAAAAGUCAUAGCAGUUUUUUUUUUAAGUUAAAAUGAGAAAUUGAAGAUUUAAUGGAAUCGCAUAUCAGUUCCAUAUGCAGUGUUCGGACAAACUUAAAAACUUAAAUCUCAACUCAACUGCGCAAAAAUCACUGUUAAGCUUUCAGCUUCAUAAAUGCAUUGCUCUAUAUUUUGACGUAAUUCAUUGUUAUUACUGUUAUUUUUUUCAUUAGUGACUGGACAACUAAUACAUGCAUAAGCAUGCUAUCAAUUGACGUUUGAGUGGUUUUGAUGAGUUUUAAGCUGGAAUGAGUUGUUGGCGUUGUCAGUAAAAGCGCGUGAAAAGCAUGAGAAUCUCAUUCACACGCGAGUUUAUUCUCUUAGAGAGACUCUAUUAAUGAUUUUUCGAACAGGGGGUGACCCUGGCGUGAUUAACAUUCAUACCUCUCAGGCCAAAGUCACGAGUUCAAAUCUCACCCCCAGACAAGUCACGAAUGACCCAAAAUCGUUAAAGUUACUGUAAUAAAAAAUACGAACACUGUUUGUAUGGAUUUUUGCCAAUUUUUACAUAACAAUCAAUUGGCAUCUACUUUUAUAUUAUGUGAUAAAACUACGGACUUUGAUCGUAAAAAAAUGUGAAAACAACAUCAAGUCAGUUUAUCCCAUCAAACAAAGUAAUCGUAUCGCCCAGAAGUCGUGUCACAGUUCUGUUUUUUGAAUUACCAUAUGUUUCGGUAAGCUUAAUUGCAACUGAUUACAACUCAAAAAAGAUAUCAAUAAAUUUGUUAGGAUUUAUUCAAACAGUUACAUGGAAAUUACAAUUCGUUACUUCGACUGCCAUUUUCUUAAUGCCUACUUUUUUCCAUAUGACAUUGAUAUACGAUUCGAGGCAGUACAGGUAUUCCUCGAUACAACGAGCAUGACACUUUAUUCUUUCAUCCUCAAUUUCUCGCAAAUAACAACUUAUUGCUGAAAGAUGUACAGGACAGGAUAAUUGAAUGACCAAAAAAGUUUCAAUUAAAUGUAUCAUCAACUACAGCGUUCAUGGUUUUGGGUCAUAUAAUUAAAUUACAAUCCAUUUUCCACUUUGCAAACACUUCGAGUCGCGUUAGCUGUCAAAUUAAGUUGUCCAAAGAACAAAAAAUCAAUAUGUACAAACAGUAAACAUUUAGCACGAACCGAACGGCUUACUGGGAUGCGUUCUCUUAGUGACAUCAAGCAAAACAAAAAUUGUGGACCCCACAUAAACAAUGGCCUCCUGCGCUUUACUACCAUUUUUGUCAAUGCAAGUGUAAUAAAGCUGCUGGUGCUAUUAAUAAAAACGAACCAAAUGUAUAAAUCAUCCUUCGAAAGCGCAAAAACCGGCGAUGGAAUAAACGGAACAGGAUUUCUGGAUCAUGUUCCUCUCGUUAUACUCGCGCUUUGGUACAUAUUCGAUAGAAUUAUUGCAUCAUUUUAAGGACCAAAAAAAUGCAUCGGAAUAAUAUAAAUAAUAAACAAACGAAUACAAUAUCUCGGGGCACCAAACAGAAUGAAAUGCGCUUUUUCCUUUUAUCGAGCGUCCCUUUUGCUGCAGCCCUACGCUACCUCUACAUACUGUUUCAAACACUCCAACUUUUUUUUUUAUUGGCCUGCUGAGAUCCUCUCAUUGCGCGUUAUCGUUAGCUGGCUGUUGGCAGUGGUAGAAUAUAUUGAGGAAAAAAAGCUCAGUUUUUCACCAUUCCUCACCCAACACUGCAACCGGUUUUCCCAUCUUUCCAAUUAUGUAUGCCAGUGUGUGUUGGUGCAAAAUGUGAAACUGGAAAGUGAAAAACUAGCACGCAGAGACUGCGGGUGCUGGUGGAACCGUACAUACGUACAUCAUCAUCCAAUUUAAUUUAUAUUCCAAUGCAUCACACGCUUCUGCAGCGCCGCACUGCACUGUUGUAGUCGGUCGCUAUAUGCACGCGUCAUUGCUGAACGAAAAAUGCAAUUUAUCAUCGUUGCGGAUGCACACAGAAUCUCGCAUGCACCCCAAACGGGUGAUGGUGCGGUUUGAUGGGAGCGAUCCUGAAAGUUUCACAAUUUCCCUCCACCACCAUCAGUCGCGCUAGUUCUACUUUAGUGUACGUCUUCCUCGCAGGCAGUAGGCACUGAUUUCGCGCAAUUAGCUCACAGCCUAAGCAAUCACAGCAACCAUGCAAUAAAAAAAUAAAAACAAAAUUGCAUCAAUAUUGUGAAUAGUGGUUUUCAAAUUGCGAAGGACGAAUGCAUACUGCGAUUCGGGACCAGUGCACUGCGACGUCAUUCGUGUUUUAGAUUUUUUUUUGUGUGUAUCCUUUAUGGCAGCUGUCAUCGUCCGUUCGCGUGACGAUGACAAAAAAUGCCCUCUUUCAUGCUUCUCUUUGCUUAAUAUCAAACCGUAAAAGGAUCGGUUCACUUGAUGAGCAAAGCUAAAUAUUUGAUGAGAACAGUAGAAGGCAGCAAAGUGCCUCAAACCUGAUUUUUAUUUCGCGAUUCCAAUUUCAAACGAGGAUAAAGCUAAUUCAAUUUGUUUCAGGAUUGUGAUCGGAUUUCUGUACUGGUUCAUCAACAUUUUCAUAUGAAGUAUAUUCUGUUUGUUUGAUGAUCAUCUGAGUAUCUUCCUCAUCUUCAUCUAUGCUUUUUACGAGCUUCUUUUUCGAGUGUUUUGCAGGCUCUCAACUUAGUGUUCUAAAUGCACUUUCACAGUCAUUAAUUGAGAACUUUUUAGACCAACCAAUGCAUGCCUACGGAGAAGGAAGUCGAGAAAAUUUCCAUCCCGAAAGGUUUCCACGACCGAACCGGAAAUCAAAACCUGCACCUCUGGCUACUGACUAGGUUAUCUGAGGCCCUGAAGUACUCCUACACCGUUCUUUGAGUUAACACUGCUCACUUAAAAAUUCAGACACCGUUCCUGGAUGCAAAGCAAAAUAUACACCGGAGAUUUCAAGCUGAAACAAUGGCAACCUUCAUUUUUAAUUGUAAAUGGAUUGUCCGUGAUCCAAUUAACUGGGUAUAAAUGACAUGAGUCUGAACACCGAACCACAAACACUCGAUCGAAAACCCUUCAGCCAGGUGGAAAUUAAUGUGCCAUUUAUUACUACGAGGUGCUAAACCAGAGCCAAUGUUCAACAAGUGUUGGAAGCUACCAAUACUUACAUAAUUUUUCAACAAAACAGUGGCAAAAAAAAACAACAUCACACAAUUCAGAGCAAAACCAUAAAAAUCGUUAUUAUUUCAUAGGCUUUAUGUAAAAUCGAGCAGCCACUAGUCGGAGCAUGCCUGCGUGCAUAAAUUUAUACAUCCAUCACCCACCUAUACUCGAAAAGUUAAAUAUUCUUCAUGUUUAUCGGCUCUCACAUCGUUAACAGGUAGGUAAAUAUAGGUUAUUAAAAUACCACCCUCUAUUAAACACCGCAGACUUUUGGGCCAUCAUAAUGACCAAUUACUGCUGGUGACUUCCAGAGGUCAUUAUUAAAAAUCAGUUAAUUACCAUCAGCAAACAAACACCCCACGUAUGCCAAGCCAAAUCGGGCCUGCCACAUAAUGGUGGAUGUGUAACAUCGUAGGCGUGUUAACAAUGAUUCCAGAUUGGUCGUAAAUCAAUAACAAUAAAUCGAAUUUAUACACUACGUUAAGCUGCAACGUUUAUUAUGUGACUGAUUAUUUUUAAACAGGGAGGCGGUGAAUCAACCAUUUUAACUUGAUUAGUAGGCUUGGAUUUCCGUAGGGUGAUGGAAAACUGUCAGAACACAUUAAAUCAAACUUAUACAAUUCAACUAAUCAACUGUGUCAAACUGUCAGCAGUGGAAGAGGAGGUUUUUUAUUGUAUUCAAUUUAAGAACAUUAAUUUAGAGAACAGGAUGUAUAGGGGGAACUUUACGAAGAAAAAAAAUGCAAAUCGAUGAUAAUCUAUUGAACUUUAGAGCAACAAAGCUAGUUAAAUGACUGUGUAUAAAAUUUAUAUCGUACUGUACUAGAUUUUAAAUAAUUUAACGAUAAAACAUUGUGAAAUAAAUGAGUAAAAUUCAAUCCGAAGCAGAACAGUAAAA
Molecule: messenger RNA, 6863 nt
Organism: Ochlerotatus camptorhynchus
Lineage: Eukaryota; Metazoa; Arthropoda; Insecta; Diptera; Culicidae
Product: neural cell adhesion molecule 1-like
Exons: 7
Coding region: 453-1955 (500 amino acids)
Cellular component (GO): neuron projection
Molecular function (GO): protein binding
Source: RefSeq, a predicted model, not a curated record